Closterium sp. NIES-65 is the source of this 5229-nucleotide messenger RNA. NCBI's taxonomy places the organism in Eukaryota, Viridiplantae, Streptophyta, Zygnematophyceae, Desmidiales, Closteriaceae. The record is from the annotation of a GenBank genome assembly.
AUGCGCCUUGUAACGCGUAUCGGCGGGUCACUCGAAGGCGCGAAUUUGCCGGACGGCCCGCCGCCUUUCCGGUUCUACUCCCUGUGGCUUCCGCCUCGUCUCGCGCAGCGGAAUGGCACGGAGGGUCCGCCUGUUCCCGCGCAGCUGCAGCAUGACGCGGCGGUUCCGCCGGUUCCACCCGUUCCGCCCGUUCCCGCAAAGGGAAAUGACGCGGAUCUUUUGCUUGAAGCCCCGCAAGCGGAACAGGUUUCGCGGGUCGGGGGAGAAGCGGUUAAGGAUGAGCAGGGGGAAGGGGGGAAGAAGCGGGAUGUGGUGGAAGCAGGGGGAUGCUGCGGGGAGGGCGGUGGGGAGGGCGGUGGGAAGCGCGCCGGGGAGGGGCUAUGGGGCGGUGAGUCAGAGGGAGCGGUGAUGGGGGGGGUCGGUGGUGGGAUGGGGGGUUGUCGUGUGGGGGUUUGCGGGUUACAGGGAGGACGGGAAUGGGCAAGAGAGUUACAUGCAAGGGGGAAAGAGGUGGGGGAAGGCCACGAUGUGGGGAUGGGGAUAGAGAUUGGGGAAGGGGGAUAUGUGGGGCUGGGGAACGAGGUGCGGGAGGGGGAAGAGGUGCGGAAGGGGGAAGAGGUGCGGGAGGGGGAAGAGGUGCGGGAGGGGGAAGAGGUAAAUGAAGAUGGGGAUGGGGAGGAGUAUGAAGUGGUGUCUGUGGAGGAGUGUGUAGGGGAGUGUGGGGUGGAGCGUGUGGGGGGGUUGCCGGCUCUAGUGGCUUUCAAGUCAACUAGAAAACUACCCCUCGGCCUUCCACUCUUCCCGUCUGCCCCUGCUGUGUUUCCCCGUCUUUCCCCCUCGUCCCCUCUCUCCUGUCCCCCACUCCCCGUUCCGCUGCAAAGGACGGUUCUGUGUUGGCAUGUGAACAGCCAGGCGGCAUUCAUUCAGUUUCCCCUCUUGCCGCCUGCACCUCUUAUUGCCUGCCCCUCUUACCGCCGGCCCCGUUGCCCGUUCUGCAGCGAAGGCCGCCCACACCAAUACCCUUGCUCCCUCUAUCCCUCUCCCUGCCCCCGCAAUCACCAGUACCCAUGCUCUCACCAUCCCUCUCCCUGCCCCCGCAAUCACCAAUACCCAUGCUCUCUCUAUCCCUCUCCCUGCCUCCGCAAUCGCCAGUACCCAUGCCCUCAUCCCCACUGCUCUUGGACAUUCAAGCGCCGAUAUAACAUGGUGCGGCAUGCAAGGACGGUGCAUAGGGGGCAGGGAGGGAUUGGCGAAAUGGUACGGCAUGCGAGGAAGCAGCAUUGGGGGGUGAUGGGGAGUGGGGGGGGCGGGGUGAUUGGUGUGUUUGGCAAGGGGAGCGGGUGCGGAGUAAGGGGUGUGCGUUGGGGGAAGCGGGGGAAGAGGGCGCAUGGGGUAGCAGUGGGGAGGCGAGGAGGCGAGAAUAGGGCUGAUGCUGUGAGUGGGGAAGAGGGAAGGAAGGGGGAGGAGAAGGACGAAGAGGGAAGGUGGGAGGAGGAGCGGGAAGAUGAGGGAAGGAGAGGGGAGGAGAGGGACGAGGAGGAAAGAAGGGUGGAGGAGAGGGACGAGGAGGAAAGAAGGGUGGAGGAGAGGGGCGAAGAGGAGAGGGGGGAGGAGGAAAGCAACGAAGAGGCUUUCAGAAAGAAAGGCGAGCAUGGAGGUGAGAGGCAAUCAACUUAUGUGAGUGGAGAAGAGGGAAGGAGCAGGGAGGAGAGGGAAGAAGAGGGAAAGAGAGGGGCGGAGAUGGAUGGAGAGGGGGAAGUACCCCUGUCGCUUUCUCUCACAGAGGGAAGGGGAGGGGAGGAAAGGGAUGAAGAGGGAAGGGGAGAGAUGGAUGAAGAGGGAAGGGGAGGGGAGGAGAUGGAUGCAGCGGGGGACAUACUCCUGUCACUACCUGUGCAGGAGGAAAGAUGGGAGGAGGAGAGAAACGAAGAGGGUCCUAGGGAGAAAGGGGAACAUGGAGGGGAGAAUGAAGCGAGUGCUGUGAGUGGGGAAGAGGGGAGGAAGGGGGGGGAGAGGGAUGAAGGGGGAGGGGGAGGGGAGGAGAUGGAUGCAGAGAAAGAAGUACCCCUGUCACUUCCUGUGCGGGAAGAAAGGCGGGAGAUGGAAAGGUGGGAGGAGGAAAGGUGGGAGGAGAAAAGGAACGAAGAGGCUACUAGGGAGAAAGGGGAGCAUGGAGAGGAGAAGGAAGCGAGUGCUGUGAGGGGGGAAGAGGCAAGGAGGGGGGAGGAGAGGGAUGAAGAGGGAGUGAAGGGGAUCGACAAGGGUGAGGAGGGAAGGAUUGGGGAGGAGAGGGAAGAGGAGGGAAGGAAGGGGGAGGAGAAGGGCGAAGAGGGAAGGACAGGGGAGGAGAGGGACAAAGGGGCUUACAGGGAAGAAGGGAAGCAUGGAGGUGAGACAGAAAUGACUGACGUGAGUGGGAAAGAGGAAAGGAGAAGGGAGAAUAGGGAUGAAGAGGGAGGGUGGGAGGAGGAGGGGGAUGAAGAGGAGAGGAAGGGGGGGGGCAAUGUGGAGAAGGCAAUGUGGCAGUUGCAAGAAAAGGGGAUCGCAGUUGGAGGAGGGAGAGGGGAGGGGGGAGCUGAUGCAGUGAGGACAGACGAGGAGAUAGGAGCGCAUCCGGUCCUUUUCAGGGAAGACGGUGUGGUGGGUUUUGCAAUGAACCAGCUUCAGGUAGAUGGUGCCGCGGUUGGAAGAGGGAGAAAGGAGGGGAAAGGCGAUGCUGUGAGGGAAGAUGAGAAGGAAGGAGCUCAUUUGGUUUCUGUGGGGGGGAGAUGGGGGGAGAGCGGUGUGGAAAUGACAGUGGUCUGGCUUCAAGGGGAGAGUGGGGAGGGGAGGGAAGAGGAGGGAACCAAUGCUGUGAGGGAAGACGAGGAGCGAGCACCGCUUCCCGUCCGUCCCGAGGGGGAGGGCUGCAUGGGAAGUGGGGAAUUGAAUCAGUGUGAGAAAGAGGAAGAGGAGGAUGCGUGUGAGGAAGAUGGUCCAGAUGGAAUGGGGAAAGAGGAGGAAGUUGGGGAGGAGGCGGGGGAGGAAGUGAUGGAAGAUUUGGGGUUGGGAGAAAGUGGGGGGUUGGGAGAAGGUAGUUUGGCUGGAGAAGCUGAGGGGCUGGUGGAAGAAAGGACGGCGGGGAUAUGUGGGGAGAGAGGUAACGAUUGGAGGGGGCAAGAAGAGGGUAGAGAAGAAUCAGAGGAGGAGGGGGGUAGGGCAGAGGAUAGAGGAGGAUGGGAGAGGGCAUAUGAAGGAGGAGGAGGGGCGAUGGAAGAGGAAAAGGGAGGAGGGAAGGGGAAAGAGGAAGGGGGAGUAAGAGACAGGGCAGAGGAAAGAGGGAAGUGGGAGAGGGAAAGAGAGGACAUGGAUGGAAGGAAGGAGGAAGAUGCGGCGGGUGAGCAAGAGCAAGAGGAGGUGCAACAAGAGGGAGUGGGGCAAGAGGAGGAGGAGCAAGAGGGAGUGGGGCAAGAGGAGGAGGAGCAAGAGGGAGUGGGGCAAGAGGAGGAGGAGCAAGAGGGAGUGGGGCAAGAGGAGGAGAAACAAGAGGGAGUGGGGCAAGAGGAGGAGAAACAAGAGGGAGUGGGGCAAGAGGAGGAGAAACAAGAGGGAGUGGGGCAAGAGGAGGAGGAGCAAGAGGGAGUGGGGCAAGAGGAGGAGGAGCAAGAGGGAGUGGGGCAAGAGGAGGAGAAACAAGAGGGAGUGGGGCAAGAGGAGGAGAUACAAGAGGGAGUGGGGCAAGAGAAGGAGAAACAAGAGGGAGUGGGGCAAGAGGAGGAGAAACAAGAGGGAGUGGGGCAAGAGGAGGAGAAACAAGAGGGAGUGGGGCAAGAGGAGGAGGAGCAAGAGGGAGUGCAGCAACAGGAAGAGCAGGAAGAGGAGGUGCAACAAGAGGAGGAGCAACAGGAGGAGGAGAAACAAGAGGAGGAGGAGCAAUUGGAGGAGGAGAAAGAGAAGGAGGAGAAAGAGGAGCAGCAGCAAGAGGAGGAGGAGCAAGUGGAGGAGGAGAAAGGGAAGGAGGAGAAAGAGGAGCAGCAGCAAGAGGAAGAGGAGCAAGUGGAGGACGAGAAAGAGGAGGAGAAAGAGGAGGAGCAGCAAGAGGAAGAGGCGCAAGUGGAGGAGGAGAAAGAGGAGGAGGAGAAAGAGGAGGAGCAGCAAGAGGAGGAGGAGCAAGUGGAGGAGCACCAAAAGGCGCACAGAAGCAUGCAGGAAGGGAGAGGUUGCCGAUGCAAGCUGAGGAAACACCUGAAGGCAACAGAGGUGGGGCACCUGGAGCAAGAAAAAGAGAUUCUGGAGGAGGAAGAGAUUCACCUCAGGCAGAAGGAAGAGCACUUGAAGCAACAAAACGAGCACCUGAGGCAGCAGGAGGAGCACCUGAAGCGUAAGAGGCAGCAGUUGGAGCUUCAGAAUUCGCGGAACGCCCCCCCGCCUCUGCGACGCUACGCGCGGCGGUUCUCGCCUCGCCUGGCGCAGCGGAAUCGCGCGGAGCUUCCGCCUGUUCCUGCGCAGAGGCGGAAUGCGAGGGGGGUUGUGCCGGUUUGGCCCGUCCUGCACGGUCCGCCCGUUCCGCCUGUUCCCGCGCGGGGGGAUGGCGCGGAGGCUGCGGUUGAAGGCGCGCGGGCGGAAGAGGUUCCGCGGGUUGGGGGAGCAGCAGGGGAAGCUGGGCAGGGGGGAGGGGAAGAGGGGAGGGAUACGGUGGAAACAGGGGGAUGCCGCGGGGGAGGUGGCAGGAGGGGGUUAUGGGGUGGUGGGAGGGUGGGAGGAGUGCUGGCGGGUGAUGGUGGUGGGAUGGGGGAGGGUCGAAUGGGAGUUGGGGGAGAGGUGGGGGAAGAUGGGGAUGGGGAUGAGGGCAAUGUGGAGUGGGUAGGAGAGGACGAGGAGGGUGUUUGGGAAGUGACGUGGGGGAGAGCAGAGAUUUUGAUGUUCGUCUGUCCACAUGCCAACUGCCAAAAGGCUUUCGCAUUCAAGUACAAGUUGAAGGAUCAUCUUCUCCUUCACAACUCCAAUGCCCCCCAGGUGAGCUUCUCUCGCUCCUUCUCCUCCUUCCAAAUCCCAUUCCUCCCUCUUCCCCCCCCUCUCCCCCCUUCCUCUCCCCCCUCUGUCCCCUUCCUCUUCCCCCUCUCCCCCCUUCCUCUCCCACCCUCUGUCCCCUUCCUCUCCCCCCUCUCCCCCUUCCUCUCCCCCCUCUGUCCCCUUCCUCUCCCCCCUCUCCCCCCUUCCCCUACCCCCUUCUCCGUUUCCACAAGUUGA